Molecule: messenger RNA, 2439 nt
Organism: Nicotiana attenuata
Lineage: Eukaryota; Viridiplantae; Streptophyta; Magnoliopsida; Solanales; Solanaceae
Product: BTB/POZ domain-containing protein At5g48130
Exons: 4
Coding region: 215-2278 (687 amino acids)
Molecular function (GO): protein binding
Source: RefSeq, a predicted model, not a curated record
UUUUUGCUUUACAGGAUUUCUGGAUUCUAGAAACACUCUACCCUUUUAUACUAUUUUUUUGAUAUUUGAGCUGGGAUUUUCCAACAUUUAUGCUUCCUUUCAGAAACAAAUGUUUCUAUCUUUGACUAGAUUUCAUGCAUUAACUCCAUCUGCCAUUAAAAACACUCACUCACUCACUUCCACUCAAGUCUUAUUGGUUAGUUCUCAUUACUGAAUGGGCAAUUCUUCAGACUUUUCAGUUCUUUCUAGUCCACUUUCAUCUCCUAAUGUUGGUGCCCUCCUUAAGAUCAAGAUCAUUUCAUGGAGUCAAGAAACUGGCUUGCCUGUCACUAUUCGAGUUCGGAUAGGUAAUAGAACCUUUAACUUGCAUAAGCACCCAUUGUUUUCAAAGAGUGGAUACUUCAGAAGACAAUUGAAUGAAUCAAAUGAGGUUGAAUUACCCGGAAAUUUCCCAGGAGGACAGGAGACCUUUGAAAUGAUGGCGCUUUUCAUCUAUGGAUCGUCCACGUUGGUCGAUCCUUUCAAUGUUGCAGCACUAAGAUGUGCAGCAGAAUUCCUGGAAAUGACAGAAGAAUACAGCUCUGGCAAUCUUUGUGAGCGUUUCGACAUAUAUUUAAAUCAGGUAGUACUACAAAGCUGGGACGAUACUCUGAUAGUCCUCCAAAAAUGCCAAUUAUUGCUUCCUUUGUCUGAGGAGCUGCUGAUUGUUAGUCGUUGCAUCGAAUCACUUGCCUUUAUGGCUUGUAUGGAAAUUCUUGACCCCGAAAGGAGAAGAGACCAUCCGGUUGUUACAUUAGAGGCCUUGGCUAAUCAGCAUUGGAGCGACGAGACAGUCAAGGAAAUUCUCAGCCAAGAUUUAUGGAUUAAAGAUCUUAUUGCAUUGCCAUUUCCAUUUUUUAAGAGGAUAAUAUCGUCUCUGAGAAGACAAGGAAUGAAGGAGAAAUAUGUCAGCCCAAUAGUACUUUUCUAUGCAAACAAAUGGGUACUUUCUAAAAAGACACACCAGUUUUGGCAGAAUGCUAGUAAGGAAAGUGAAGUUGAAAAUAAUACUGAUGAUGAUAAUAAUAAUGAGACAAAUGAAAAAGUUUCCAAAAUACUUCAGGGAAUUCUUGACUUGCUGCCAAUGGGAGAGAAAGCUAGUAAAGUAAUACCUGUUGGAUUAUACUUCGCUUUGCUUUCAAGAUCAGUUCAGCUCGGUUUAAGAAUUGAAAGUAGAGAAAAGUUGUUAGAUCAGAUUGCCUGUCUACUAUACUUGGCUCAAGUGGAAGAUUUUCUCCUUCCAGAAAGCGACAACGACUCCAUUUCUUCGUGCAUUGAGUUAACAAUAAUGAAGAGCAUAUUUUCAAAAUAUGUAACCUUCGGAAUGGAGUUACCUCAUACACCUUCACCAAGAAAUUACGUCGUUGCUGAACUUUGGGAUGCAUAUCUAACCAAGAUAGCCACUGAUCCAAAAUGGAGUGCUAAAAGAUUCCUGGAACUCAUUGAAACUGUUCCAUUGUCCAGCAGGCAAACUCAUGAUCAUCUCUACAGAGCUUUAAGCACUUUUCUCAUGGCACAUCCUGAUAUGUCACAAGAGGAGAAAGCAUUGGUGUGCAAAUACCUCAACUGCCAGAAACUUUCACAAGAAGUGUGCAUUGAAGCAGUUCAAAAUGAAUUGAUGCCAUUGAGACUUAUUGUCCAAGCGCUGUUCGUUCAGCAACUAAACACACAACAAGCUUUUAAAGAAUGUUCAGACUCGUUCCGAUAUGCUCAUUGUGGAGAAUACUCGGGAAGCCUCUCGAGUACAAUAUAUGCAAAUUCCAAAAGCCAGAAUUUGGUAGAGAGUCCAUAUAUGGAAGGAAGCGAAGGCGGAAGCAAACCACUAAGCUUCUUGUUAAAAGAUUCAGCAGUGCAAAAGUCUGAAUUCUCAAAAAAGGAAUAUGAAUCCACUAGCUUCAGAAUCCAAAAUCUUGAACAUGAAUUAAUAUCCUUGAAAAAAACGCUUCAACUACAGCACAUUUCUAAGCAAACAGAAACCAUUUCCAAGAAAGCUGAACCAGUUUCUGCAGAUUAUCAGAGCCUGAGACCAUACGGUUUAGAAGGAAGAACACCAAGCAAGAAGAGGAAUAACCCCGUUGGACAAGUGACUAGUUGCAUUGGUUCUGUGAAUUUGUCUUCCCAACGACGAUAUGCUACUAGGUUACUGAAGGUUUUUCGGAGGAUAAGUUUGUUUGGCAGAGGAAAAUCAAGAAAAAAAUCAGGUGGCAAUGGCCUUAGGCCAAAGACAUUGAACUUAUAAACUACUCAUGUAAUUGCAUUGUUGGUCAAGAACCGUCGAAUAUGACACAGUAUAAUAUUUUCCAAUUUUGAUGUAAGAAAGUUCGUGUAAAUAGCAAAAAUAAGAACAUGUUAGUAGAAGUUGAUAUUAUAAUGAAUCAUAAGCAGUUGCAUUUUGGUGCA